This is a messenger RNA of Drosophila guanche, 1277 nucleotides long. Its product is annotated as moonshiner. NCBI's taxonomy places the organism in Eukaryota, Metazoa, Arthropoda, Insecta, Diptera, Drosophilidae. The coding region runs from base 88 to 975 and encodes 295 amino acids. The record is from RefSeq and is a predicted model, not a curated record. The transcript has a single exon.
AUAGAACACGUGCUUGUGGGCACACAGUUUAACCAAUUUGCCAAAACAAAUGACAAAGUAAGUUCACAGCGUUUGCUGUAAAUCAAAAUGCCGUGGAAUACCGAUCCCAAAUGGCUGAUCAACGUGGCCUCAUCCGUUCCACUGGAUUUGACGAAAAACCCAAGGGAAGAAGUGCAAAGCAGUGCAGAAAAAAAAGUUACGUCGAUUUCACCGAUUCGUAUAAAAAAGAAGCCUUCAAAAACCGAAAAAAGGAAGUCACUGUUGAAGGUAGUUAAAAAGAGCACAAAAAAGGAGGCGACAGGUCCAACAUCUACAAAAGUUAGAGCAGCGGCUAAGCUUAAAAAGCCGAAUACCGAAGCGCCCGCUGAGGCGCCACAGCAAGAGGAACAGCCGAGCGUCUCGGGACCCGGGAAGGUCAAGCAGGAGCCGGAGACAACGAUAACAGAAUCGCGCGGCUUUUUCACGGAUGUGAUUGAUGAGACUCUGUCCAGCCUAAAUAAUAAUGACGAUAUUUCGUUAUCUGAGCUCAUGUCACUGGUCAAGAUGAGGGCGCUUUGGGAACAGAAAUACAAUGUGGAGGAGCGCAAGCCCGUAUCCAAUCGCUCAGCGUCGCCGCCACCGCCACCGCCGAAACGCAAACGCAAUCCGAUUCAAAAGCCGGUCAAAGAGCGGCGCAUGAACGAUAAGGAUGCGGAAGAAGCUAACAAAUUUUGGAACUUGGAUGAUCUCGAGGACAAUGAAAUUGUGGAGAAUCAGAUUAGCGUACCGCCACUGAGAACGCAGUUUGAAUGUCGUCGGUUCGACAUUAUGAUGCCGGCGUUUGCCAUGAAGCAGAACUUGAUUCAGCCGCUUUUUAAUUGGGAGUUGCUGAACAGGAUUAUGCCGCCGCCAGUAGAGGAGGGUACGAAAAUUUUGCAGCAAGUCGUCAAUGAGAUGCUACUUCAGUAUCAACAAGGAUCAGUAAAGCCCACAUAGUUAAGUUGUUAAUGGAAAUGGGUUUAUAUGUUUAUUUCUUUGUAAUUACCUAUUUUUCUUGUUACACAUGUAUAAGUAUGUAUAUAAAAUGUAAGUUUGGUAUUUCUGACAUUAGCGGUCACACUAUUCUAACGGGUCCGUUCCAAACUGGCGUGAUCGCCCGCCAGCCGGCCUGACCUUGAAAUUUGUUCGUUCAAUUUGCUUUCGGCUUUGCAAGCUGCAAGCCAUAUUCUUUUGUUACUUAUUUUCGUUUUUGGUUCUCUUGUAAAAAUUUGAAUAAAAGUCUUUUAGUUAAACCGUUA